This is a messenger RNA of Fomitopsis serialis, 1182 nucleotides long. RefSeq names its product oxaloacetate carrier. The record is from RefSeq and is a predicted model, not a curated record. Bases 82 to 1056 code for a protein of 324 amino acids. The transcript is spliced from 12 exons. NCBI's taxonomy places the organism in Eukaryota, Fungi, Basidiomycota, Agaricomycetes, Polyporales, Fomitopsidaceae.
UUGGGUCUCUGAGACUUGCGCGGCGCUCGGACGACACUCUCACCUAUUCAGCCAGCGGCAGCCUGGGGCUCUCCUAGACCCAUGAGUUCGAGUGCAGUCCCAGUCAAGGGCCGCCCACUCAGCACGGCGGAGGGAUUCCUCUGUGGCGGCGCGGCGGCAUGCGUGGCGGUCACAUUCUCCAACCCGCCAGAAGUGGCAAAGACGCGGCUACAGCUGCAGGGCGAGCUAGCGAAGGAUGGUGGCGUGAAGGUGUACAAGCACACUCUGGACGUCUUGCAAAAGACGUGGAAGCACGAGGGGAUCAGGGGAAUCCAGAGAGGUCUCGGUCCUGCUUAUCUGUAUCAAAUCCUCCUUAACGGGUCUCGUCUCGGAUUUUACGAGCCGAUUCGACAAAAUGUCAACAAGCUACUCGGCUUCUCGCCAACAGAACAGCGGCCAUAUACCUCAAUAUUUGCUGGUGCCGCGAGUGGGGCGAUUGGUGCAUCCAUGGGCAAUCCUCUGUUCUUGAUCAAGGCGCGGUUGCAGGCAUAUUCACCCGCUCUGCCUGUCGGUACACAACACUACUACAAAAGCGCAUGGGAUGCGUUCACCACGAUCUUCCGGAGAGAGGGUCUGCGAGGCCUCGUCCGCGGUGUCGAUGCUGCCAUUCUACGCACGGCGAUGGGCUCGUCCGUUCAAUUGCCUUCUUACAACUGGACCAAGAACCAGCUUGUCUCGAACGGCAUUCUCCCCGCUGACAGUGUUUGGACGUACCUGGCGAGUAGUUCAGUGUCAGGCAUGUGUGUGCUCACAGCAAUGCAACCAGCUGACACCGCGUUGACUCGUGUAUACAACCAACCGACACGACAACUUCCGAACGGCAGGUUCGUCGGCACGCUGUACAAAAACCCUAUAGAUUGUCUAUGGAAGACGCUCAAGGCCGAGGGUCCGCUAGGGUGGUACAAAGGGUCUACGGCACACUUCUUCCGUAUAGCACCGCAUACGAUCAUCACGCUUACUGCGAACGACGUCAUUUUGGGGCUGUACAAGAAGUUCCGCGACAGGAACCUCGACUAACUUCUGUACUGUGGGGUUUCUUGCAUACAUUACGCACCCUGCCCACAGCACAUGCGGGUUUUCAUACAUCCAACUAAUGCCUGUAUCUCCGCUGCCGUCAGUAUUCACAAGUAGAUGUUCUGGCCG